AUGUCACAGAAAAUCCAUUUGUCUAUUUUUCCACUCCUGAUUCUUUGCAUUUCUCACGUUAUCCCGACAACUCCCGGGUUAUGCUCCAGAUGUAUUCAGCGUGGCGAAGUGUAUUGCCCGAUGUUCGAUCGAUGUGGAAUUUUGCCGUUUUGCAUUAAAUGGAUCAAUAAAAUCCUAAAUUGCCCGGACACCCGGAAUGCCAGUGCAGUAUAUGAUGAUGAGUUCACAAGACAGAAAAUGAUGCCAUUAUCUGCAGCAGCAUACUCAGAUAAUCCGUUGCCGUGUCUGAAAAAAAUCUUCUCAAAUAGUAAAUUGAUCGGCACUUACUCCGUAGAGUGCUCUUAUUCAACAGAUUCGAUUCCUCAAAUAAUAAUUUCUUGGAUUGCAUAUUUUUUGGACAGUAUCAGGUGGGUGGAAUAUAAUCCGCGGCCCAUCGUUUUUUCCGAAUGUUUUGCGUACAUUGGUGUGGAUGAAGUGGAAAAACGAAUAUUUAUGGGAUUUCGAGGAUCUGAAGGAAUACUUCAAUUAUUGGAACAAAUGCUGACUUAUCACAGAGGUUCUAGACCAUUUUACAAUAACGGGAAAAUUUACGAGUAUUUCUACAAUGCAUUUCAUUUGUUAUGGGUUGGUGGGCUCGAGCAUGGCAUUCGGAGAAUAUUGGCAAAUAGGACAGAUGAUUACGAGUUAUGGAUAACAGGCCUAUCACUUGGCGGAGCUCUGGCAUCAGUGACGUCAUCAUACAUUGCAAAACUCAAUUUAUUCCCACCAUCCCGCAUAAAACUUGUCACCUUCGGUCAGCCACGUGUCGCGGACUACGAUCACGCCGCUUGGCACGACGCCACAUUUCCCUACUCAUUUCGUGUCAUCAACUCGAGAGAUCCGAUUCCACACGUUCCACCGAAAAUCGGCCCGAUUCCGCUGUUCCAUCAUGGUACAGAAAUAUGGUAUCCCAAAGAAAUGUGGCCAUUGUCGAAUUAUAAAGUGUGCAGUGAGGCGGACGGGGAUUACUGUAGCAAUCAGAUUUUGUUGUAUAAUAUUAUCGAUCAUAUCUACUAUUUUGGUAUUGAUGUUGGAGAAUUUGGAAAAAAUGAAUGUCAAUGA
Messenger RNA from Caenorhabditis elegans, 1101 nucleotides. It is a transcript of the gene Y49E10.25, whose product is annotated as Fungal lipase-type domain-containing protein. The transcript has 6 exons. Bases 1 to 1101 code for a protein of 366 amino acids. Gene Ontology annotation, biological process: lipid metabolic process. Lineage: Eukaryota; Metazoa; Nematoda; Chromadorea; Rhabditida; Rhabditidae. The record is from RefSeq and is marked reviewed.